Messenger RNA from Lodderomyces oxycetoniae, 456 nucleotides. It is a transcript of the gene YNK1, whose product is annotated as nucleoside diphosphate kinase. Gene Ontology annotation, biological process: CTP biosynthetic process; UTP biosynthetic process; GTP biosynthetic process. Gene Ontology annotation, molecular function: nucleoside diphosphate kinase activity. The transcript has a single exon. Bases 1 to 456 code for a protein of 151 amino acids. The record is from RefSeq and is a predicted model, not a curated record. NCBI's taxonomy places the organism in Eukaryota, Fungi, Ascomycota, Pichiomycetes, Serinales, Debaryomycetaceae.
AUGUCAAACGAAAGAACAUUUAUUGCUAUUAAACCAGAUGGUGUCCAAAGAGGCUUAAUUUCAGCCAUUGUUGGUAGAUUUGAAAACAGAGGCUACAAAUUAGUUGGUAUUAAAUUGGUUCAACCAACUGAAUCGCUUUUGAGAACCCACUAUGAAGAUUUACAGUCCAAGCCAUUUUUCCCUUCAUUGUUGAGCUACAUGUUGAGCGGUCCAGUUUUGGCUACUGUUUGGGAAGGUAAAGAUGUCGUUAAACAAGGUAGAGCUAUUUUGGGUGCUACUAAUCCUUUGCAGAGUGCUCCAGGUACUAUCAGAGGAGAUUUUGCAAUUGAUAUGGGCAGAAACGUUUGUCACGGAUCAGACUCUGUUGAAUCUGCUGAAAAGGAAAUUAACUUGUGGUUCAAGCCUGAAGAAUUGGUUGAAUACAAACCAGCCUUAUUCGGAUGGAUUUAUGAGUAA